CGCCCACUUCGGGUGCCCCGCGAAACAAAGCAUGCACUCCUUGUUGUAGCUAGCCGCUAGCAUUAGCUAGCUACCCUUAUAUUUACGAGCAGACAGGAUGGAAAGCAGCGAAGGCAUGGAGGUGGAUGGCUGGGACCCCAGUCUGGAGGAAGAGUUGGGCAUUUCUCUGGACGAGCUGAAGAAGUGGAUUGAGGAAGCCGUGGAGAAGAGUGAGAUCGUACAGAAGAAGAAGGCUCAGCUGACGGAGCUCAAGGAAUGGGUGGAGCAGAAAGAAGAAGAGGAGGCGAAGACGGAGAUGCUCCUCAGCGAUGCCAACCAGUCCAUACUGGAGUGUGAGAAACUGGUGAAGGCAACCUACCAUAGGAACGGUCUCGUCUACCGUGAGAGCAGCUCAGAGGAUGAAGGCUGCGGAGGAGGCGUGUUGUCCUCUGAGGUCAUCGAGAUAGAUGAUGACGAUGACGACGACGUCAUUGCUGUUGGCUGUUUGGUUCCUCCAAAGAAGCCCGUCACUCCUGCCAAAGACCCGGUGGUGAAAGAGGCCUCCGCAGCUCUGCAGAAAACCUCCCAGCAGGUGCAGAAACUGGUCCAAAUGGUCAGCAAACCUUCACCAGGUGCUCCGUUGCUCCGAUCUCCAACACACCCUCCAUCCCAGUCAGGUAUUCAGAGUUCAGCACCAGCAGUGUUUGUAUCGCAGGUUCCAUCUCAGUCCAUGACCCAGCCGAAACCAAACAUGACAGAAGAUGAGCUCAGAGUCGGGAUGAGCAUUCUGGGAAAGAAACGCACCAAGACCUGGCACAGAGGCACCCUCGUUGCUAUCAGCCCUGUCGGAAACGGCAUAUUCAAGUAUAAAGUGAAGUUUGAUAAAGGAAAGAGUCUGCUGUCUGGAAAUCACGUGGCUUUCGACUAUAACCCCACCCUGGAGAUCCUGUAUGUCGGGGCUCGUGUAGUCGCCAAGUACAAGGACGGCAACCUGGUGUGGCUCUAUGCUGGGAUAGUAGCAGAGAUGCCCAACAACAAGAACCGCAUGAGGUUUCUGAUCUUCUUCGAUGAUGGCUAUGCUUCAUAUGUGACACUACCUGAACUCUACCCAAUUUGCCGACCAUUAAAGUGUACCUGGGAGGACAUAGAGGAUGCAUCAUGCCGCGACUUCAUUGAGGAGUACAUCACCGCGUAUCCCAGCAGGCCUAUGGUGCUCCUAAAGGUCGGACAGAUCAUCAAGACAGAGUGGGAGGGAACCUGGUGGAAGAGCAAAGUGGAGGAGGUGGAUGGAAGCUUGGUCAAGAUCCUCUUUUUGGAUGAUAAAAGGAGCGAGUGGAUCUAUAGAGGAUCCACCAGGUUGGAGCCAAUGUUCAACCUGAAGAUGACCACCGCCAACACCCAGGAGAAGAAGUUGGCUGGCCAGCAGAGGACGCGACCUAACAUGGGGGCGUUGAGAAGUAAAGGCCCAGUAGUUCAGUACACCAGCGAUGGACAUGUUGGAGCCUCUCCUGUCAAGACACCGCAAUCCUCACCCAGCCAGCCUUCACAGACACCACAACUUCAACAACGUCCUCCCCCUCCACAGCCACAACAAACCCCUCAGCCUCUGCGUGUUGACAAUAAACAUCAGAUGGCAAAGAAGAGUACUUCUCCGUUUGUCCCCGGGGUAGGAGGCACUCAUGCCUCUAAAGUCAUGCAGUCUCUUUCCUCCAGUCCCAGCAACCUCCCUGGUGUGAGAAUGUUGACUGCCCAAACCACUGUUACGCCCACUUUCACUCAGACGUAUCAGAGACAGCUGCCCACUCUUGCUCCUGCCCCUCCUCCUAUCACCCACGCGUUGACCACAAUCCCACCUCAGCCCGCAUACCGAGCUCCAACAGACCGCAUCUUCUACCUGACGCACACUUGUCAGCCCGCAUGUCUGAAUCGCGUCCGACCUGCAAAACCAGACACGCACCGAGGAAAGAACCCCCUCCUCACACCUUUACUGUACGAUUUCAGACGCAUGACAGGACGACGCAAAGUCAACCGCAAGAUGUCCUUCCACGUGAUCUACAAGGCCCCGUGUGGGCUUUGCUUGCGUAACAUGGCAGAGAUCCAGCACUACCUCUUCCAGACACGCUGUGACUUUAUAUUCUUAGAGAUGUUCUGUCUAGACCCCUAUGUGCUCGUGGACCGGCCUUUCCAGCCACAGAGGCCGAUCUAUUAUAUUCCUGACAUCACUGGUGGGAAGGAGGACAUCCCGCUCUCCUGCGUCAAUGAGAUUGAUUCCACCCCGCCCCCUGAUGUAGCUUACAGUAAAGAACGUAUUCCCGAAGAUGGAGUAUACAUCAACACCAGUGCAGACUUCCUGGUUGGGUGUGAAUGCACUGAUGGCUGUCGAGACAAGUCCAAAUGCUCUUGCCACCAGCUGACCCUUCAGGCCACAGGUUGUACGCCCGGGGCACAGAUCAACCCAAAUGCUGGAUAUUUGCACAAACGAUUAGAGGAGUGCCUCCCGACAGGGAUCUACGAGUGUAAUAAGCGGUGCAAAUGCUGUUCUCAGAUGUGCACCAACCGGUUGGUGCAGCAUGGCCUGCAGGUGCGUCUCCAGCUCUUCAAGACUCAGAACAAAGGCUGGGGCAUCCGCUGUCUGGAUGAUGUGGCCAAAGGCUCUUUUGUCUGCAUUUAUGCUGGUAAAAUCUUGACAGACGACUUUGCCGAUAAAGAAGGUCUGGAGAUGGGCGACGAGUAUUUUGCUAAUCUGGACCAUAUAGAGAGUGUGGAGAACUUCAAGGAGGGCUAUGAGAGCGAGGCUCACUGCUCGGACAGCGAGGGGAGCGGUGUGGAUGUGUCGAAGAUAAAAAUCCAACCAUCUGCUUUAGUAUCAACUAACCCUGUGGGGCGACCGCCCAAGAAGGGUGAGUCCAAAUCCAAAGCCCGAAGCCCAAGCUCAUCGGGGGACAGCAAUGACGACGAUGACAAGGAUUCGAAGAGUGAAGACGAGAGUGACAGCUCGGACGACACGUUUGUGAAGGAGAACUACUACACCUCCAGCUCUGUGUGGAGGAGUUACACCACACGUGGUCAGGUCAAGGGCAACAAGGAAGGGAGUCAAGACAGUAAAGAUGGAUUGAGUGCGUCAGCCAAAGGAACAGAUGAUGAGAAGCCACCGUCCAUGCCAGAGGAAACGGGGAAAAGCAAAGUGGCUUCCUGGCUUACCAGCCAGGGGCUAAAGAAGGAAUCUGGAGACAGCAAGAGUCAAGUGAAGUCAGAAACGGGGAAGAAGCAAGAUGUGAUGACUCUCUCUGACAGUGAUGAUGUUCAGACCAUCAGCUCUGGAUCUGACGACAACAAGGAGAAAGAGAAAGUCACACCGGGUGUGACUAAGAAGCAGGUAGCAGUCAAAUCUACUAGAGGCAUCGCCCUGAAGUCCGGCCACGGGAUGAUGGUAAAAACAGGUCCUCCCGGAGGAGGUGGAGGGCCGGGAGGUCAGGGAGGAAAGACAGGACAGCAGGGACAGACUGGAGGAGGUGGGGAGAACACUCCCAAAAACACCCGUCUGUUCUUUGAUGGUGAAGAGUCCUGCUACAUCAUUGAUGCCAAGUUGGAAGGAAACCUUGGACGUUACCUCAAUCACAGCUGUAGUCCAAACCUUUUCGUCCAGAAUGUGUUUGUGGACACACACGACUUGCGGUUUCCCUGGGUGGCGUUCUUUGCCAGCAAGCGGAUCCGGGCUGGUACAGAGCUGACCUGGGACUACAACUAUGAGGUGGGCAGUGUGGAGGGGAAGGUGCUGCUCUGCUGCUGCGGAUCCACUGAGUGCAGAGGAAGACUGUUGUGAUCUGCUGCAACCAGCCUGGACUUCACUCCCUGUGCUGUAUUUAUAGGAAACUUAGAGUAGCUCUUACAACACUGUAAUUUUGUGUUUUUGUUUUUUUUAAGUUGAAUAUGUUUAUUACUGCUGUUUUGUUGCUUUUAUUUUAUAUGACUGUGUGUUCCUCAUUUUAUCCAUCACAAUUCUUUACACUUGAAUAAAAUGUAAUUUUCUUUAAUGAAUCAAA
Messenger RNA from Dicentrarchus labrax (European seabass), 4022 nucleotides. RefSeq names its product SET domain bifurcated histone lysine methyltransferase 1b (gene setdb1b). Lineage: Eukaryota; Metazoa; Chordata; Actinopteri; Moronidae. Gene Ontology annotation, molecular function: DNA binding; histone H3K9 methyltransferase activity; protein binding. The record is from RefSeq and is a predicted model, not a curated record. Gene Ontology annotation, biological process: negative regulation of gene expression; heterochromatin organization. The transcript has 25 exons. Gene Ontology annotation, cellular component: nucleus. Bases 98 to 3802 code for a protein of 1234 amino acids.